CUCUCUUUCCCUCCGGCCCUCUGUAGAGGAAGCACGCGUUUCCCAGCUCCCUCACCGGACCCACAUCGAACAGUAACGAUGCGUUACAUAUCUGCAUACCUAUUGGCUGUCCUCGGAGGCAAUGAUAAGCCCUCUGUAAAGGACCUCAAGAAAAUUCUAGACAGUGUUGGCAUUGAGACUGAUGAUCAGCGAGCAGAGAAGGUUGUCGGUGAACUGAAUGGCAAAAGCAUUGAGGAGGUGAUCGCUCAGGGUAACACCAAAUUGGCCUGUAUGCCCUCUGGAGGAGCUGUAGCUGUUGCUGCUAGUGCUGGAUCAGGAUCCUCUGCUGCAGCUGCUGCUGCUCCUGCGGAAGAGAAAAAGGAAGAGAAGAAAGAUGAAUCUGAGGAAUCAGACGAGGACAUGGGAUUUGGCCUAUUUGAUUAAAUAGUGUGGCUCUGAAAUCAAACAAUAAAAACAUUCUUAUAUAAAAAAAAAAAAAAAAAA
Pelobates cultripes (western spadefoot toad) is the source of this 483-nucleotide messenger RNA. The record is from the annotation of a GenBank genome assembly. Lineage: Eukaryota; Metazoa; Chordata; Amphibia; Anura; Pelobatidae.